Molecule: messenger RNA, 1671 nt
Organism: Nannospalax galili (Upper Galilee mountains blind mole rat)
Lineage: Eukaryota; Metazoa; Chordata; Mammalia; Rodentia; Spalacidae
Product: nuclear pore complex protein Nup93-like
Exons: 4
Coding region: 83-430 (115 amino acids)
Biological process (GO): poly(A)+ mRNA export from nucleus; protein import into nucleus
Cellular component (GO): nuclear pore
Molecular function (GO): structural constituent of nuclear pore
Source: RefSeq, a predicted model, not a curated record
UGUUUCCCUUUGUUUCUUUUCAGUUUGAGGUUCUGAAGGCUCUUGAUCUUAAGGAGUGUAUUCUGGAGAAACAGAGGCUUGAAUGAGGAGAACUAAAUCUACAUCUCCAAUGGACACCAAGGGGUUUGGUGAGCUUCUUCAGCAAGCUGAACAGCUUGCCGCUGAGACUGAGGGCAUCUCCGAGCUUCCUCCUGUGGAGCGGAACUUACAGGAGAUCCAGCAGGCAGGAGAGCAUCUGCGUUCCCGUACCCUCACACAUACAUCCCAGGAGACAGCAGAUGUCAAGGCGUCCGUUCUUCUUGGGUCACGAGGGCUUGAUAAAUCCCACAUCUCCCAGAGAUUGGAGAGUCUGAGUGCAGCCACCACCUUUGAACCUCUUGAGCCUGUGAAGGACACGGACAUUCAGGAAACAGCAGAAGCUCCAGAAUAAAACGGGACCGGACAUCCUGACAGUGACAGAUGGUUUGUUACCUGGGCAGUGCCAUGUUGUACUGCCAAGGUCUGCCACCUGUGGCUCCAGAACUGCCUUCAGCACCAGUGGAUCUGCUGAGCCUGAAAAUGGCACAGCUCCAAGAUCACUCUUGCAGACUCUGCUGCCACCUGCUGAGUGAGAGCAGCUAGGCUUCUGCAUGAAUACACCAUAAAAAUACGACAGCAUCAAAUGAAUUUCAGUUGGUUUUGUCAGUCUUGUCUGCCUAAGAUCACUUUUGGUGGGGGGAUCUUUUGGAGACAGGGUCUCCCUGUAGCCCCAGCUGGCCUAGACCUUGCUAUGUAGACCAGGCUGGCCUUGAACUCACACAAAUCCACCUGCCUCUGCCUCCUGAGUGCUGAGAUUAAAGGCUUGCACCACCACGCCCGGCUACGAUCACUUUCUUUGGAGAUAUUAUUUAAGAGAUACAUGUAGUCUGUGAAAAAAUGAUUUAAAGUACUAAAGUUUUGUAGAAAACAACCAGCAGGACUUACUUUAUAUAUCUGAGUUGGGGAAUAAAGUUUGGACUUUAUUAUUCAUACAGAGGGAGAUCUGGCCUCCCGUGCACCUUGUAAAUGAUAUUUUAUGUAUUCUCAUUUUAUUCCAAUAAUAACUAUCUGAUAAAAUAGCCAAGUACACUAUAAGACCUUAUAGAAAUUCUCUAACUUAAAAUUUGAAAAUACCCAAAUUUAAAAGUUCCUGCUUUUUAAAUUUAUCAGUAAUGCACAUCUUUGCAUUUGACAGUUCCUUGAGGAGGCAUCAAUCUAGUGCCAUAAAAAGGAGCCAGUGAGACCGUCCAUACCAUUUGAGAAGUUCUGAGUCUCUCAGUCCUGGCCAAAUUUCUGUGGUGCUCGUCUGAAAUUAACUUUGCUCAUUUUCCCAUUAAGAAGGAGCUUUACCUUUAUACAAAUUCCACCCCAAAGAAGGUUUCAGAAAAUGUCACUUGUCAGAAAAGGAGAAGGUUUGGGAGAAGCUAGGAGAGCAGGCAUUUUACAUGGAAUGAGCUGAAGGAACCAAUGGCAUGGCGCAGCUCAUGCUGCUUUCUGUUGAAUCCAGUCUCUUCUCCAGCACCGACCAAAGUCUUAGCGAGUCCUUGACAGUGCCCUUUAAUACUUGCUUCAUCUUGGGACCAGAAUUAUUCUAAUUAUCUUUUCAGUUUUUAAAAUUUCUUUUUCUUUUUUAUUUUGCUAUCUUUUUUGUCU